Drosophila navojoa is the source of this 1472-nucleotide messenger RNA. RefSeq lists its product as uncharacterized. The record is from RefSeq and is a predicted model, not a curated record. NCBI's taxonomy places the organism in Eukaryota, Metazoa, Arthropoda, Insecta, Diptera, Drosophilidae.
GUGUCAAGCGCAGUUUGAUUAAGAAUAACUAAAAUAACAAACCAAAAAUUAAAAAAAAAUCCAAAUUUUUUUGAUAACAUGGAAAACGAAAUGCCUAUUGACAUUGAAUCUGAGAACUCGGACGGUGCAAUGACAAGUGAAACGGAUAAUCCGGAACAAGGUACAAGUAAUAUGCCCGUUAAGCAUAUGCUGCUUCAACAGAUAUCGAUCAGCAAAUACGGCCAACUCGUGAAGCAGAGCCGAGAAGAGCUGCUCGUUGAGCAGAGCUCAGGAUCUGAGCCAGUGCAGCAUAAGGGCAUACUUGUAGAGAAGGGAAUUAUGGAAUACACAGAUGGUUAUGAGCUAAUCGGAGAUUGUGGAACCACAGAAAAUGCGGAGGAAAUGGUGCAUCAGACACGAGAUGAAUUUGUUGAGCAAUUGUGCUCGGAUCCCAAGUACGCACACGUCAAGGGCGUACUUAUAGAGAAGGGAAUACUCGAAGACAGCAGUGACCCAGAUGCAGAUCAAGACCGCUAUGUGGAAACUAGCUCAGAUCUGGGUUCUUUGGAAAAGGAACUAGAGGAGUAUUGUCGAACAACGACAAAGCGUCCGGUGGAUAUGCCUACCAGUAUAGAAGAUAUGAUGAUCUACAUCAAUGAGUUUACGGAGGGCUUGGGUACCAAAUCAGAUGUCAAGGAUUGGGACAAGUUUCGUAGUUGUAUACGUGAGGUUUAUGACUAUCACCUGAAUAAAAAAUCGGAACAUGAAAAUGUUGAAGAAAAUGCGGAAGAAAAUGCGGAUGAGCAGACUCAUAAUAACGGACUGGAUCUGAAAAAAGAUCUAACGCGAGUCGAGUUGGAUAUUGUGAAGAUGAUGCAGCCAUUGAAUGAGCUCAUCCAACGAUCACAGCAGCUAACUAGUAGCAUUGAAUCCAUUGAGAAUAAGAUCAGUCGAUUGGAUCUCAAAGUGGACAGUUUCUACAUCAGAUAUAAUGAAAAUCUACAGAAAAGGGAGCAAUCCUUCGAAGAGAUGCUGGCGCUGCAGAGAUUGCGUGAACGAAUCGGCGAGAGGUUGACAAAAAUCGAAACGGAAAUUCAUACAUCCAAAACUCUAUUACUCCAGGGGCGUGAGCAGAAGAAUUAAAAAACAAUAAAAAAUCAAGGAAAUGAGGCUCGUUAGUGAAAUUGUAGGUAUGCCGCCCUCUGAAAAGCAUCGAAAAGGUCUCUCUCUCUCUCCGCGGCUCUCUCUCGCUCUCUCCCUGUUUACCUCGGUAAAGUGAGGAAAUCAGUAGCUCUUCCAUCAGCAUCCAGCAAUUACACUUAUGAGCCCCCAUUCCAAAUGCAAUUACUCUGAUUAUGGACCUUGUUGUUGCACUUUGCGUAUGUCGUUAUAACUGAUCUGACAAACCAAAGUCUCGUUUCAUGUGGGCACUCAAAUUCUGUGUAUGUCUUCACCAAUUCACAUUAAGCAAUAAAUAUCGAAAUGUUUAUGAA